This is a messenger RNA of Oldenlandia corymbosa var. corymbosa, 741 nucleotides long. The record is from the annotation of a GenBank genome assembly. NCBI's taxonomy places the organism in Eukaryota, Viridiplantae, Streptophyta, Magnoliopsida, Gentianales, Rubiaceae.
AUGACAAAGUACUUUUCUCCUUUGUGCAUCUUGAUGAUAAUUUGGUGCAUUUGGGCUCCCAUCAGUACUGCUAGUUACGAUGGGACAACCUAUAGUUCAUUUGCAUCCACUGAGUGUAAACGACAUCCAGAAGAGCCCCUUUACGAUGGAGGGCUCCUGAUGGAUAAAGAAACCCAGUAUACUUGGGUCAAUGGGAGUAACCUAGUUCUUUCCCCUUCUUUUGCUUUGCAAAACCUCACAAAGGACACUUAUUACUGCUUUUCUGCUUGGGUCAAGACAAACGAUACAAGCCUGACACUCAUUAGGGCCAGCCUAACUACGGAAAUAGAAACUCUAAACUGUACAGGGACUGUUCUGGCCCAAAAAGGGUGCUGGUCAUUUCUUAAGGGUGGAUUUAUGUUAAAUUAUACCUCCAAUUCACCUCUUCUCUAUUUUCAGAAUCCGCAAGGCAAAAAUAUCAAUGUUCAGAUUGCCAACCCUGCAUUGGAGCCCUUCAGCAAGGAGCAAUGGAGAUUGGACCAGGAAUAUAAGAUCAAUAAGGGAAGGAAACGAGAAGUUAUCAUUCAUGUUUCAAAUAAAAAUGGCCUUAAGCUGAAAGGAGCAGAUGUGACCGUAAGACAAAAAUCACGAGAUUUUCCAUUUGGAUCAGCCAUUUCAGCAAGCAUCAUUGGAAAUUUGCCAUAUCAGAAAUGGUUCACUGAGCGAUUCAACGCGGCGGUUUUCGAGAAUGAGCUCAAAUGA